Molecule: messenger RNA, 531 nt
Organism: Lachnellula hyalina
Lineage: Eukaryota; Fungi; Ascomycota; Leotiomycetes; Helotiales; Lachnaceae
Exons: 2
Coding region: 1-531 (176 amino acids)
Biological process (GO): ribosomal large subunit export from nucleus
Cellular component (GO): preribosome, large subunit precursor; nucleolus
Source: RefSeq, a predicted model, not a curated record
AUGGGAAAAACAGCGCCCAAUAAGAAAAAGACUCCGGCAUCAAUCCACUCCCGCGCCGCCAAACGAGCAUCCUCCCCUGGCAUUGACCUCGACAAGUCCCUCAAAGACCUCAAACCCCCAGAAAACGCUAAAACCUCUCGUCCCUCCGUCCUCGCCGUCCAUCAAGGAGCAGGCAUAUCGAAGAAGUCCAAAAAUGGCCGGAAAUCAGUAUUGAGCUCAAAGGCGCGGAAGCGACAAGAGAAAGGACUCGAUCGCGCAGAGGCGUUCAUGGAUAAGAAGGAGUUGAAGGUUGAGAAGAGUAAGGAUCGGGCGAGAACGGUGCAGGAAAGGAGCAAGGCGUGGGAGGAUCUGAAUAAGAAGAUUCUAGCGAAGAAGGAGGCCGAGGAGGCGGAACGGUUGAAUAAGGAGAAUGGGGAUUGGGAGGAUGAGGAUGAGAUGGUGGACGAGGAGGUGGUGGUCGAGAAGGAGAUGAGCGAUGAUAUUCCGGAAUCAGUUCCAUUGCCAGAGGAAGAUCAGGAUGAGAUAUUAUAG